This is a messenger RNA of Cyprinodon variegatus (sheepshead minnow), 4268 nucleotides long. RefSeq names its product transducin-like enhancer protein 3. Bases 647 to 3013 code for a protein of 788 amino acids. Gene Ontology annotation, molecular function: protein binding; transcription corepressor activity. NCBI's taxonomy places the organism in Eukaryota, Metazoa, Chordata, Actinopteri, Cyprinodontiformes, Cyprinodontidae. Gene Ontology annotation, cellular component: nucleus; transcription regulator complex. The transcript has 21 exons. Gene Ontology annotation, biological process: regulation of DNA-templated transcription; negative regulation of canonical Wnt signaling pathway. The record is from RefSeq and is a predicted model, not a curated record.
CAGUCUGUGUGUGGUACAGCGCGCGGCGGAGGAACUGGGUACCCAACGGCAGGCUGGCGGUGAAUUUCACAGCGCUCGAUAUUUUAACACAAAAAUAACUGCUCCAGCCGACAGUCCAUUCUACCCGGAGUUACUGGAGAACUGGCGCACCGCUGCAGGAUCUAACUGCCUGGUUUUUGAAGUUGUCUGCGGUCGAGGACACGUCCUAACCGAGGGGUUUCCAGCGUCCGAACGGACGGACGGAGCGACGCUCUCCGCCUCUGAAUCGCGGGCUUUAAAGGACCCUGAAGGGUGGGCGAACAAAAAGAAAAAAAAAAAAACAAGAAACGAGGAAAGACUAUUUUUCUACUUUUCAGUGACGGAGGGAGGUCGAUAACAUUCCGUUGUGUGUGGAUUUUAUUUCUUACCUGUGCAGAGGAGGGAGGAAUCAUUCGAGACAAAGGUACAAAGCAAGGCCGGGAAGGUGACACAUCCACAGACUGGAGUCUGAAAGUGCGCCUCUUAGCUGAGAAAGGCUUUGUCCACCGCCAUCCUGCAUAUACAGGGGAGGGGGUGGCGGUGAUUUUUCUAUUUUACUGCACCUUCUCUGAGACUUACGGCAAAAAAAGAGAAUAAAAAACAUCGAUUUGUGUAAAAAAAACUCGACAUGUAUCCACAAGGCCGGCAUCCGGCACCUCACCAACCAGGGCAGCCUGGCUUCAAGUUCACCGUAGCAGAGUCCUGCGAUAGGAUCAAAGACGAAUUUCAAUUCCUGCAGGCGCAGUACCACAGUCUUAAAGUUGAGUACGACAAACUGGCCAAUGAAAAGACAGAAAUGCAGCGCCACUAUGUCAUGUACUAUGAGAUGUCCUAUGGACUCAACAUUGAGAUGCACAAACAGACGGAAAUUGCCAAACGUCUCAAUGCAAUUCUGGCUCAGAUCAUGCCGUUCUUGUCACAAGAGCAUCAACAGCAGGUGGCUCAAGCUGUUGAAAGAGCUAAGCAGGUGACAAUGACUGAGCUGAAUGCUAUCAUCGGGGUACGUGGACUUCCCAAUCUGCCUCUGACUCAGCAGCAGCUUCAGGCUCAGCACCUCUCUCACGCUGCCCAUGGCCCCCCAGUUCAGCUGCCCCCUCACCCCUCAGGCCUGCAGCCGCCCGGCCUCCCCCCAGUGACAGGUGCUGGAUCCGGUUUACUGGCUCUGGGCGCUCUUGGCAGCCAGGCCCACCUGCCUGUGAAGGAUGAGAAGAACCACCACGACCUGGAGCACCGAGGCCCCUCAUCUUUUCACUCGCCACUGGCCAUUCCUCUGAAAGAACGCGAGUCCAGCACGAAUAACUCGGUGUCGCCUUCAGACAGCCUGCGGGUAGCGAGUGAGAAGCACCGCAGCUCUUCAGACUACAGCGUGGACUCAAAGAAACGAAAAGUGGAUGACAAAGACAGCAACAGAGGAUAUGACAGUGACGGAGAGAAAAGUGACGACUUGGUGGUGGACGUGUCCAAUGAGGAUCCAGCCACCCCUCGAGUGAGCCCCGCCCACUCUCCUCCAGAAAACGGCCUGGAUAAGCCACGAGGACUGAAGAAAGACGCUGCCCCCAACAGCCCUGCCUCUGUGGCCUCUUCGGGCAGCACGCCGUCAUCUAAGGCGAAGGACCACACCCAUAACGACAAGUCGUCAACGCCGAGCCUGAAGUCCAACACACCUACACCGAGGAACGAGGCCCCCACACCAGGAACCAGCACCACACCGGGACUGAGGCCUUUAUCUAUGGGAAAACCUCCUGGCAUGGAAGCAUUAGCUGCCCCGGCUCUCCGUACCCCCCUGUCUAUUGCUGGUUCUUAUGCCUCUCCGUUUGCCAUGAUGGGUCAUCAUGAAAUGAACGGAUCCCUGACCAGCCCCGGCGUGUAUCCGGGUCUCAUUUCACCACAGAUGAGUGCUGCUGCCGCCGCCGCUGCCUAUGGACGCUCGCCAAUUGCGGGGUUUGACCCCCAUCCUCACAUGCGAGCUCCAGGCCUGCCAGCGAGCCUUACUUCCAUUUCAGGAGGAAAACCGGCGUACUCUUUUCAUGUAAGUGCAGAUGGACAGAUGCAACCUGUGCCCUUCCCUCCAGACGCACUGAUAGGACCCGGCAUCCCACGCCACGCUCGUCAAAUCAACACGCUGAGCCACGGGGAAGUUGUAUGUGCCGUCACUAUCAGCAACCCCACACGCCACGUCUACACCGGUGGAAAGGGGUGUGUGAAGAUCUGGGACAUCAGUCAACCAGGCAGCAAGAGCCCCGUGUCCCAACUUGACUGCCUGAACAGAGAUAAUUACAUCCGCUCCUGCAAGCUGUUGCCCGAUGGCCGCACCUUAAUCGUUGGUGGCGAGGCCAGCACGUUGACCAUCUGGGACCUGGCCUCACAGACACCCCGCAUAAAAGCUGAGCUCACUUCCUCUGCUCCGGCCUGUUACGCUCUGGCCAUCAGCCCUGAUGCCAAGGUCUGCUUCUCCUGCUGCUCUGAUGGAAACAUCGCCGUGUGGGACCUCCAUAACCAGACUCUUGUCAGGCAGUUCCAGGGCCACACCGACGGAGCCAGCUGUAUCGAUAUUUCUCAUGACGGGACCAAGCUGUGGACCGGAGGGCUCGACAACACAGUCCGCUCCUGGGAUUUGAGGGAGGGCCGGCAGCUUCAGCAACAUGACUUUACCUCACAGAUCUUCUCUCUGGGCUACUGUCCCACUGGGGAGUGGCUGGCUGUGGGAAUGGAGAGCAGUAAUGUGGAAGUACUUCACCACACCAAGCCAGACAAGUACCAGCUGCAUCUACACGAAAGCUGUGUCCUUUCACUAAAGUUUGCCUACUGUGGGAAAUGGUUUGUGAGCACAGGGAAGGACAACCUGCUGAAUGCAUGGAGGACUCCUUAUGGUGCCAGCAUAUUCCAGUCAAAGGAGUCGUCCUCCGUCCUGAGCUGUGACAUUUCUGCUGAUGACAAAUACAUCGUGACAGGAUCCGGGGACAAGAAGGCCACAGUCUACGAGGUCAUCUACUGAAGAGAUGAAGUUCCCAUUCUGCUUCAGCACUUCUACUGAGAUUAUUUUCCUGGUUUAUAACACGGGCUACGACAGACUGAAGCAAGCUACAUUUGUCCCAAACGGUUUUGGAAACCAGCUGCGCUGUUUGGCCUGUGGAUAUCUAUACUGGAAGAUUGUUUUUUUUUUUUUUUUUUUUUAAAUCCCAUGUUUUUAGGGUUGUGCAUUUUUGCAAGAUCUGAAGUUUGUCUCCAAGGAUUUUUCAGAUUUGACCAAGGUGGAGCAGAGCUUCAUUUCCGACAAACUGAUUCCUCAAACAUGUACAUUGUGUAAAUAUUGGAUUAAAUAAAAGACAUUUUAUAUAUUAUAAAAGUAUAUAUAUUUUCAUGUACUGGGUGAACUUGUGACCAUUAUUUUGGUCGCUCUCAUCUGUAUGAGCAAGCAGAACACAGACUGGAGCUUUUUAAUUAUUGCACCCUGACCGUUUCCUAAAAGCACACUGUAGGUGGAUCUUUCCAGAAAUCAAAACAGAAGAGCUUAAAUCUCACAAUGCUGAACAUUACGUGGAGAUUUAAAAAGAAAAGGCCUUACAUCACAUUGCUCUUAAUGGACAAACUACGAUCGGAUUUCCGAUUUGGGUGGAACCUCUACAGUACUGAGUGGAACGCUGAUUCAGGAAAAAGAGCCGGAUGUAAAUUUAGUUUCUGUGUAAAAAGUGUACACGUGUCCCAAUGUUCUGGUCUGUGUGUGCUUUCCCUGUUUGUGUUCGCCUGUGGCAGAUGGAGGAUGUUAAAGCUCAGUCUAACCCUUGGACCUCAGUUGGCAGCAGAAGCAUUGCAACAGGCACAAACUGAAUGACUCUGCGCUUUUUCUGACUCAAUGUUAUCCCCAUUCUUUAGCUGCUCCACUGAUUUCUAUUGAAACUAAAACCCAGCAGUCCAGCCUGCUGCUGAAAUCCCUGUGCCCUUUGUAUCUUACCAAUAUUCCUGUUUGUUGGGCUGUGAUGGAGAGGAAGGCAGAUCGUACAUGUUGGUCUGUCUUCACAGAAAUGUUCAGUGCCUGUAAAUGCUUUGGAGGAUGAAGGGAAGCACACAUGAAAACAGAUACUGUAGUUGUCAAAUGAAGCUGAGGGUAAAUUCUUCUGGUUCGUUUUACUGUGCUUCUCAUCCUGCCAGCAUUUACAACUAAAGGGGCAAACCGCACCUCUGAUUCACACCAAAGUAUGUAGCAAUUGCUGUCAGCACUGAAAACAAAUGUACAGUUGUUAAUGAAUCAA